Messenger RNA from Sphaeroforma arctica JP610, 1992 nucleotides. RefSeq lists its product as hypothetical. NCBI's taxonomy places the organism in Eukaryota, Ichthyosporea, Ichthyophonida. The record is from RefSeq and is a predicted model, not a curated record. Gene Ontology annotation, molecular function: quinone reductase (NADPH) activity; quinone binding; NADPH binding. The coding region runs from base 253 to 1320 and encodes 355 amino acids. The transcript has 3 exons.
AUUACAUCUCAACCCUCGCACAGUUCACGAUUGCUAAUUGAUACAUGGUUGUUGCUCGAAACAAACCCAGAUAACAUACACAUAUAGUCCCUGGGUCAUGCGCAUGUAAAUUUUCAAAGAUAUUUUUGUUAAAGAUCAGGUAAUAUAGUGUUUACGUAAAUAACCAUCAUUACAGAUAGACUAGCCCCACAUUCCAACUAGUAAAUAAACCUCACUUGAUAGCAAAUCAAAUAUUUAAUAUUUAUUUACAAAAUGAGAGUUGUCAUACCCGUAGAUGGAAAGUGCGAACUGGCUCAACGUCGCAUACCAGAGCCGAAGAAUGGAGACGUUUUGAUCGAAAUUUACGCAACAGCUUUGAAUAGAGCUGACACUCUGAUUCGAGCGGGCAAGUACCCGGGACCACCCUCGGAUGAACCCGAAAUUCUUGGUCUAGAAUGUGCUGGGCGUAUAUCUGGGUUACCACCAAAUGGAUCAAGUCUUGGCUUUCGCGUCGGUGAUCGUGUAAUGACCCUGCUUAACUGUGGUGGUUAUGCCGAGUACGUUUGCCAGGACGAGCGCAUGCUGAUGCGUGUUUCAGAUUCGCUUUCACUGUACAAAGCGGGAGGGAUCCCCGAAACUUGGCUUACCAGUUACCAACUGCUCUUCUGGAAUGCGACUGUGAAAAAGGGCGACCAAGUACUCGUACACGCCGCGGCUAGUGGUAUCGGCACCACAGCCGUACAGCUGUGUCUAGGUGUGGGGGCUGUGCCCUACGCAACUGCAAGUUCUUUAGAAAAGCUGCACACCGUAGCCGCGCUGGGCGUAGAUGGAGAACACUGCUUCAGCCGAAAGGGAGAUAAACCCUGGGACGAGUGUUUGAUGGAGGUGUUAAAGGCGCACAAUAAGAGUGGAAUAGACACCGUGCUUGACCCUGUAGGAGGCUCGUAUGCUGUGCAGAAUGCCAAAGUUCUUGGGUUGGACUCGUCUUGGGUUUUGUUUGGAUUGAUGGGAGGAGUUGCGAUGGACUUUGAGGGUGCGGGCAGUCCUCCUUUCUUGGCCACUAUACUGAGAAAGCGUAUCAGGCUUAUGGGUACCACUCUCAAGACUCGGUCACUGGAUUACAAGAUCAAGCUCACACAAGAUUUGGUAGAACACUGCUCUGACAAGUGGGCCGAUGGGACCUACAAGCCCUUCUGCGACGAUAGGCAGUUCAAGUUGGAAGAUGCACAAGAAGCACACGAGUACAUGGAAGCCAAUCUAAACGUGGGCAAACUCAUCAUUGUUGUGAGAGAGGAUGCCGACGAACGAGCCUUGCUGUGUGGGGGAACGCCUAAGGUUUAGCUUGAGAUAAUUAUGUAAAGCUCAAUCUGUAGUUGUAUCAGGUGCAAUGGUGUACUGCUCAAUUCAUACGCAUAUAUAAAUCAAUAUGCACAAUAUGUUUAUUACCAAUGCACACAAUCCCUAAGCGAGCGCCGGAGGUCAUUGAGAUCUUCUGUACCAAAUAUUAUUUGUAAUGAAUUGCUCGAGGUGUUUUGUCCCUAGAGUGCAAUCACUGGAUGUUUGUUGUAGAUGGUCUCGUGCUCAGCAUAACGUGCUGGGAAUAACGCGCAUCGUAUAGAUACACUUUAUGUACUUUUUAAAUAAUCCUCAUUCUAUCCAAGAAAAUGCACACAUGCAGUUAUAUGGCUCAGUGCGAGCACAUCUGAAAGGUUUAUUCGGCGGUUUCUGAGGGCAACAAAUAGAUAGCUUCGUAUUUUUUAAUUUAAAAAAUACUCAAUAAUGUAAAGCAAAAUCUCAAGGUGUUUCAUUUAGUAAGCUAUGCUAUGCUCAAGCAUAACUUCAAAACUGAAAUCUAGGCUCACAGUAGAAACUCGAAGUACCGAAUGUUCUUUACUACUGCCUGUAUCUUAAAUAUUAAACUCAAAACCAAAAAAUGCACUCCAGGAGUCCAGUAUGAUUUCUCGUUUCAUAAUUGUUGAGAAAUCCAGACUUCCUAUGUAGCUAUAAAUUAAA